AUGUUAUCUUUCCUUUGCAUUCUCUCAUUUUCUAUCAACAUUGAAAUCUUUGCAAAAUCAUAUUGUUUAGCUACUGAUUCAAGUAAAUGCCCUCGUGAAAGGGAUUUCUACAACUCUGAAACUACAACUACACUUGCUAAUUGGGCUGUUACAUCAGCCGAUAUUCUUAUUAUUGACUCACCAAAGAACCACAUUUCUAUUAACUCAAAGAUUGGCCCUGUUAAGAUUGCUGGUAAUUCAAAUGGCCUCUCAAUCAAUGUCUCAAUUCCACAAUGGACAACAAAGUUGACACUUGAGAACAUCGAAAUUGCAACAAACGCCAAAUCAAUGUUUGCCUUAGAGACAAUCCUUAACGGAGACGUCAAUUUCAAAGACUUUAGAUUCAAAACUGCUCUUCUUCGCGUUGGCGAGACAAUUUCUAAGCUUACACAUAACAUCUCAGUCUACAUGAUGUGGAGUGCAGCACUUCCAGCAAAGGGAUACACAAAAGCAAACGCUUAUAUUGAUAGUGAUGGAAUUGAUCGUAUCUUGCAAGUUGCAAAUAACAAGAUCAUUGUUGGAUCUGCUAACAAUCUCAACAAGCUUUCCAUCAAAUCAGCAAUCCCUAAAAUGUUAGAUAUCACAUUUAACCAAUUGAGCGGAAAGCUUGACGUCAAAAGAUACGGCAGUCCAGAACUUGAUAGAAUGCUCAAGCUUAUCUUCAAUGCUCAAGGUGGUUCAAUCAAUUUUGCCGAUCAAACUUGGAGAAGAAUCACGAACGGUAUCAAUUUCAACGAAUUAAUUUUUGGUAACAGACUUAUGGAGCUCAACCACCUCAAAAGUACCAAAAUUCAUAUCGCCGGCCGUGAAAUUCCAGUUUCCAUCAUAAACAAAGGUACAGAUGCACUCAAGGUCAUUGUAGAUCAGGUUUAUGCUGGUAUCCAAGGCAAAUUGGACCUUCCAAACAAAGAUGAUGCAAUUGAAAUCCUCAAAAACAUCUCAAAGUCACCAAUUGAGUUUGUUAUUGGCAAGUUGGUAACAAAUAACAAACUUGAUCUCAGUGAUAACGUUGGUAUCUCCAUGGAUUCAGAAUUCUUUGAAGGAAUUUCUGGAAUUUUCACUAAAAUCUUCAAAGGAAUCGCAGCCACAAUCGAAGGAAAGGUCAUGGAAGUACUCAGUAUCGCUACAGGAGGCAAAAUUGACACAAGAUUAACAACAAAUGGGGAAAUUAAAGUUGGCAGGAUUGAUGUAACGAAACAAUUCAAGAUGUCGAAGAUCAGAGACACGAAAUUCAACAUCAUCAGUGAUAUUUCGGAAAUAUCCAAUUUCCAAGAUGUCAAGAAACUCAUUUCCAAUCCAAUCACUGUUUUCUGCUCAGCCACAGAGUUCGAGUGUGACAAAUUCGACCUCAAUAUGAUACCAGGAGUCGAAAAUCUCCCAAUGCCAAAACCAAAUUUCACUUGUUUCAAGAACAGCAAAAAGCAACAAUGUGUCAAUGUAACAUUACCGAAAUUACCUGAAUGGAUGCCAGAAAAAUACUGUUUCGCAAAGUCAAAGGAACAAUGUCCAGCAGGAACAUUCCCUGUUUCACCAGAUAACGCUGGAGAAGUCAUUAACCAUGUCCACGACCUUACUAAGAAGGUAUUGGUAACAUUCGGAAUGGGAGAUGCCGCUUCCGCUUUAGAUUUCGCUAAUUUCAUCGGAAAAGACUUGAUUUUCGAUGGUUCCGGUUCACAACAAAGGCCAAAAGUAAACGUUAAAGGAUCUCUCAAGUUCGGAAACGUUUACAAUGGCUCUGUUUCGUUUAAUGGAGUCGAAUUAGAUUCAGACAGCGGAAACUUCGAUGCCCUCAGGCUUUUCGCACCGAUAUUGGACUUCAAGAACACAUCUCUUGCCAAAGCGUUCGAUAAAACAGCCGUAGAUUUCUCUAAAAACAUCGUAAACAUGGAUGUCAAAUCAUUCGGCGGUUUUGUAAACUCCAUUUUUGGCACAUUGAAUUUAGCAGUCAAUGACAUUGUCAGUGCCAUCGAAGUCACACCAAAAGAGUUCGAAAUCAAAGGAAACCAAGUUGCUCAAAACAUCAAGACAGAGUUAAUUCAAUCCGCAUUCAACGCUGAAAUCGAAAUUCCUUCCACCGGAUUAACACUCAAAUUCUCUGGUAAUGGAACUAAAGGAAUCGGCUUGAACAUUGCACAGUCAAAGACAGUUGGAAACAUCAGUUUCCAGUACGAAGUUGGUGUUGGUUAUGACUGGGGAAACGGUGUUGUAAUUAAUUCUACAGGUGCAUUGAAUUUGAACAAUUUGCCAAACGGAAUAAAUAUUUCGUUGCAAGGAAGUGGUGACGUCACAAUCAAUCCAGAGACAGGAAUGACGCAAUUGAACUUGGAAGGAUCCACAGAGAUAACAGGUGCUGGCAAGAAGAUUGUUUUGAAUGUUAAUUCACAAGUUGAUGUCAAUAUCAAGAAUUUGACAGUUUUGAAUGCAGGAGGAAGUGUCAAUGGAAAGAUUUCUGUAACAAAUCCAUUAAACCAAGAAAUGGAACUAAACAUUGUUGAAUUCAAUGUUGACGCAAAUUGCAAACCAGUCUUGAAAGAAGCAGCUGUUUCAGGAAAUGUUACAUUGUUACCAGGAAGUGGAAUAACUAUUGAUACAUUGAAGUUCAGUCACAACAUUCCUAUGUCAUUCAGAAGAGGACCUCUUUCCGAAGCCACAGAACAAGUUCUUGAGAUCAGAUACAAGUUCAAAGAAGGCGGAUUCCCUGUCAUUGAUGCAAACAAUAUAAGUGAAACUCCAGAUAGAAUUUUGCUUGUUUACGAUGAAACAGAAGAAGAGUUCAAAGAUCUUCUUGUCAAUGAGUGGAUUGAUACACCACAGACAAUUGUUUAUGCUAAGUUCUCCGUCGAUGAAUGCAACAAGUGGAAAGAUAGAUUAGAAUUCGGAUCAAUGACACCAGGUGUAAAGAAUGUCACAUUCGAUGCAAUUUGUGAUGAAGAUCAAGAUCCAAACGCAUUCUCUGAGAGUGAUGAAGAGACUAAAGUUGCACUUAUGGUUUCAUUGAAAUCAGUCGAAUUAGCAGAUGGAAGUAUUUUGGAGGAUGAAGAAAUUUCAGUAAUCAACAAGAGCAAAGUUGGAAAGAUUGUUGGCGGCGUAAUUGGUGUAUUAGCUUUAGUUGCUGUUGUCUGUGUUGGUUCAUUCUUUGGCUGGAAGUACUACAAGAACAAGAAGAAUGAUAUUAAUGCAGAAGAACGAAAUGAACUGACAAACCAAAUUCAAGUUUAA
Messenger RNA from Trichomonas vaginalis G3, 3258 nucleotides. RefSeq lists its product as uncharacterized. The transcript has a single exon. The record is from RefSeq and is a predicted model, not a curated record. Lineage: Eukaryota; Parabasalia; Trichomonadida; Trichomonadidae. The coding region runs from base 1 to 3258 and encodes 1085 amino acids.